UUCGACUCGUCUUCGUCCUCACUCGUCCUCUACUCUCUUGUAUGGGGACUGAGCCUUGGCCCUCAGUUCUAUGGCAGCAUGGAUGCUAAUAUACACCUCAUCUACGAUACCCGGUCUUCUUCGUCUCGCCUCUAGAGCGUCGCUUCUACCAUGGCACCCCCGCAUUCUACCUCAGCUGUUUACUUCUGGCAAGAUCUUCGCCAGCUCCCUAUCUCUCGGCUCCUUAGACACCAUGCCGCCUUCAAUGGUGGCUAUGAGUCAGCAAAAUACGCCGUCUUCCGGUUGGGACGGGUCGUUAUUUGAAGAUGUAUCAGAAGACUAUACAGAGCAAGACGCGAUUCCUGCUCAGUCUCCGUCGAUGCCCCAGAACUCCUCAGAGGCCUUGGCGCAACUCAUCGAACGCGGGGAUUUCGUAGCUGCCAUAAAAGUCAAGAAAACCCUCGAGAAGUUAGGCAUUCCCAUACAGCGGGAUGCCUGUUAUGUAGCCGCUGCCGCCGACGUCCUCUACCGUUACUUGCCAGGCGGGAAGAGGCCACUGGCGAAGCGCAUAUAUGACUUUAAUUCGUGGGCAACCCUCGUUCCUGCUUCCCAGGCAGUUCAGAACGAUUCCUACUUCCAGUCUAUCGCCUGGACUAGCAGCCAGGCGGGCUCAGCCGCCUUCCAACGGAGUGCACUCAAGGUUGCUCAUAUGGGCCUGGCACGAAAGGUUGCCCGCGUUGUGGUCGCGCAAAUUGCCAGGCAAAACCCACCCCACAUCACUAUCGCCUUCAUGAGUGCCUUCGCUGCCGCAGAUCGUGCAGCAACAGGCAACGAUAGGCGCAACAAGGUAGCUUUCAAGCGUCUCUACGGCCUCGCCAUCCGCACUCUUUGUUUGCGUGGACUCAAUCGCGACGCCGUCAAACUCUUGCGCGAUGCGAGAAAUCGGGGCUAUCGUGUCAAUCGCUUCACACUUUCCUUCCUCAGCGUACACUUACGUGCUGCCAGCGACCCCAAACAAAUUCAGUUUGUGGAAAAAGAGAUCAGGGUGGCGGAAAGUGUCGUAAGAACAUCUGUCGCCCCAUCUGAGACCUCACACGAGGACCCAGCCCCCCUCGCGUCCCGACAUCAGCUCCUUCACAGGCUCAGAACGGCCAUCGCGAGGGGUCACCUACCAUCUCGAUAUGCUCUCAAUGACUUCAUUCGUCAGUGCGUACGGUACCAGGACCACGCGACCUAUGAAGAACUUUUCUACCUCUUCAAGACACAUCGGAACCGUUCAGAGGCUAUUAAUUAUUGGGCGAGCGUGGAGAUCGCAUACUACCUGCGUGUGGGCGAAGAGCACGCCGCUUGUCAAGUUUUCACUGAAUUCUUUCGCAUUACGGACCUUCCAGGAACCGUGAGGAAAAUGUUACGCAUCGUCGACCGCGGCGGUCGCCAUCCCCUUUCACAUUUCACAUCCAAGGACGCACACUCAGAGAAGAUCUGGCCGGACGCACGGGUUUCCUUCCUCUUCUGGCGCAUUCUCGUCAGAAUCAUGCAACCUGGCGAGAUAGGGAAGGUGUAUGGUGAGCUCAACUCGCGCUUUUCCUCUGCGCGGGAGCGGCUGUCUUUCUUCCGUAACCCCCUCCAAGUGCCACCAGGCAUGGAACGCAAGAGGCAGAAAGAACUAGCUGAUCUUGCCACGCUACGUCCGGCUAACGAAUCGUUCCCAUAUACCCAUAAUCACUUCCUCCUCUUCCUGCGUGCGUACGCAAGAAUCAAUUACGUGAAAGGAAUCGUCAAAGUGGUGCGCAGGUUGGGCAGGUUGGGCUGGAGGCCCCGUCAGGGAGAUAUCAGGUCCAUAACCCAGACAUACGCGAGAGGAGGGAGCGCGAAGCGAGUGGCUCCGCUUCUGGACAGGCUGGGUAGAGAUGCGGAGCGCUACAAGCACUCGAACGAGGUCGGAACAUCCAGCAGAACGUCUACACAUUUGGGCAUGUACCGCGCUGCUAUUAGGGCCAUGAUGGAUAACUCUCGUUACGCUGAUGCGGGGCGUUUGGCAAGGCACCUACAACGGCGGCUGAAGUACAAGCCUGGCUCCGACGUCAGGACCGACCGCCUCCUGAAUAAGCUGUACGGAGAACUCAGAAAGCCGCGUAGCGAAAGGAAACUGCUGUGACCACCGCUGGACACCAUUCCCGCAAGCAUAUCCAGGCUA
Molecule: messenger RNA, 2176 nt
Organism: Phanerochaete carnosa HHB-10118-sp
Lineage: Eukaryota; Fungi; Basidiomycota; Agaricomycetes; Polyporales; Phanerochaetaceae
Exons: 2
Coding region: 71-2137 (688 amino acids)
Source: RefSeq, a predicted model, not a curated record